UGGGAGGAUCCUUCCACCGUAUAAAAGGUUGAAAUCACCCGAAACCAGUGGUCAGUCUUCUGUUCACAUUCGUCGUUGAACAUGAAGCUAUUUUUAGCGAUUUGCCUUCUGGCCGCGGCCUUCGCCGCUCCCUCCGAACGGACAAAGACAGACGUCCUUUUUGGUGAUAAUCAUCCCGAUGUGCCAUCAGUAUAUUCAGGAGCCCAAAGCGUCGAUACUGGAACUUCCUCGGGCUCAUUCACUGACAACAAAAGUUUCGAAUCCCCGAAGAGCAAUGUUGCCGCUGUCAAGUCCACGGUUGAUGCCAAUGAAGCUGAACGCACCGGUGUUGAGGUGCCUCAACAGGCCGCACCCAUCGAAGAGAGUAACACCGCUUUGCCUAAGGACGAGUCAGUUAUUCCUGUCAAAAAUGAGGGUGUUUCAUCAACCAGCACCUUAGAACAAGGGCAAUCUGUCGAGUUUGAGCAGGGGAUCGUCAAGCCUACUGAGGAAAGUAAAGUGGAAUUGAAAUCCGCAGAAGUCAAUGCUGAACCCGCUCAAAUAACAGCUGUCAAGACUGACUCGGAGAUAGUCGAACCGACAAACAAAGCUCAAGUGAAAGCUAAGACUGCCAAAAGCUUGGACAUCUCAGCCCAGAAAGAAUCCGCUAGCACUGCUGAAAACGCAGUGAAGUCUGGUGAUGGAAUCAAAGUAGAAUUUGGAUCCGCCAGUUUGAACGCUCCUGCAGGUCGCUCUACGUUCGGUGCCACCCCAACCCCCGUCCAGUCUAACUUUGGCACUCCUUAUGGACCUGGCUUUGGCUCUGGCUACCGCUCUCCUCUUGCCGAUCAGUCCUACUAUUCGUCUGGUUUCAAUGCAGUUCCUGGUUACACUCCAGGCUUCAAUAGUUUCGGCCAAAACAGAUAUGACCCCGCAUUCAAUCGCGGCUUUGGCUCCUUCGGUUUUGGUGCCAAGGAACCAGCCAAGUCUUCUGAUACGGCUACCGUAGAAGUCAAGUCCGUCAGCAGCGAAGCUUCCGCAGAUGCUAGCACGUCAGCCGUAAAGUCUGCUGUCGCAGAUGAUUCAACCGCGAAGGCACCUGCCAGUAAUUUUGAAGCAGCCACUGCUGGUGUCACAUCUCCCUUCCAAACCAAAUUCAGCUCACCCGCUGUGCCUGUUUUCGGAUCUGGAUACCGUUCUCCCUUCGCAGGCCAAUCCUAUCAUCCGUCUGCCUCUGGCGCAGUCUCUGGUUAUACUCCGGGCUUCAAUACCUUUGGCCAAAACAGAUAUGACCCGGCAUUCAAUCGCGGCUUUGGCUCCUUCGGUUUUGGCGCCAAGGAAUCAACCAAGUCUUCUGACACGACUAAGGUAGAGAUCAAGUCCGUCAGCAGCGAAGCUUCCGCAGAUGCCAGCACGUCAGCCGUAAAGUCUGCUGUCGCAGAUGAUUCAACCGCGAAGGCACCUGCCAGUAAUUUUGAAGCAGCCACUGCUGGUGUUACAUCUCCCUUCCAAACCAAAUUCAGCUCACCCGCUGUGCCUGUUUUCGGAUCUGGCUACCGUUCUCCCUUCGCAGGCCAAUUCUAUCAUCCGUCUGCCUCUGGCGCAGUCUCUGGUUAUACUCCUGGCUUCAAUACCUUUGGCCAAAACAGAUAUGACCCGGCAUUCAAUCGCGGCUUUGGCUCCUUCGGUUUUGGCGCCAAGGAAUCAACCAAGUCUUCUGACACGACUAAGGUAGAGAUCAAGUCUGUCAGCAGCGAAUCUUCCGCAGAUGCCAGCACGUCAGCCGUAAAGUCUGCUGUCGCAGAUGAUUCAACCGCGAAGGCACCUGCCAGUAAUUUUGAAGCAGCCACUGCUGGUGUCACAUCUCCCUUCCAAACCAAAUUCAGCUCACCCGCUGUGCCUGUUUUCGGAUCUGGCUACCGUUCUCCCUUCGCAGGCCAAUCCUAUUAUCCGUCUGCCUCUGGCGCAGUCUCUGGUUAUACUCCGGGCUUCAAUACCUUUGGCCAAAACAGAUAUGACCCGGCAUUCAAUCGCGGCUUUGGCUCCUUCGGUUUUGGCGCCAAGGAAUCAACCAAGUCUUCUGAUACGGCUAAGGUAGAGGUCAAGUCCGUCGGCAGCGAUAAUUUGAAAGAUACUGCCAAAACUGCCGUAGAAACUGCUUCUGUGAAGGACAAUGCACCGACUGAAGUACAAUCUGCUGAUGCUAACAAAUCUGCUGAGGCAUCUACUUCUGACAAGGACAACUCACUAGCUCAAGUACCUGCGACCGAUGCUGCAAAACCUACUGUAGAAUCUGCUCCUGUCUCCAACUCCCCGAUCGACGGAGUAGCAGACAGUGGUGCUGCCGUACAAUCUGUUCCUGUCACGAGUGUUUCAUCUGCUGGCGUACUAUCCAGUGGAUUCAGCAAAGCUGCCGUGCAAUCCGCAGUAAAAGACAGCGAUGCUGGUCUGACCACAAGCACUGUAGUAGCUCCCUUCCAAUCGACUGUCGACUCUUCUCUCAACUCACAGGUGGCUGCUGCAACACCAGUCAAGUCCGAUGAUGCGCCCACUACAGAAGCCAAACCAGCAAGCAGCGGAGCUGUUGCAGGCAGCGAGACAGCUUCCACACCAGCUGUAAGCUCACAGUCGGUUGUUAGCAAUGUAGCAACACCCACCGAAUCCAAAUUUGGUUCGCCUGGUGUAUCUACUUUUGGUUCCGACUAUCGUCCGACCUUCCCAAGCCAAUCCUUCAAUCGAUACCCCUAUGGCGCAGCUCCCGGAUACAAUUCUGGAUUUAACACGUUCGGAUACAACAAAUACAACCCAACUGCUUAUCCAGGCCACAGCUUCAGUUCAUCCGGUGCCCAAGAAACAGUCAAGUCCGCUGAUGCACCUGCUACAGAAAACAAACCAGCAAGCAUUGGAGAUGCUGCAGACAAAGAGAAGGAUUCAGUGCAAGCUGUGAGCUCACCGUCAGUUACUAGCAAUGUAGCAACAUCCAGCCAAUCCAAAUUUGGUUCUCCCGGUGCAUCUACUUUCGUUUCCGGUUAUCGACCGACCUUCCCAAGCCAAUCCUUCAAUCAAUACCCCUAUGGUGCAGCUCCCGGGUACAAUUCUGGAUUUAACACGUUCGGAUACAACAAGUACAACCCAACUGUGUAUCCAGGCUUCAGCUUCACUCCAUCCGGUGCCCAAGAAACAGUCAAGUCCACUGAUGCGCCUGCCACAGAAACCAAACCAGUAAGCAGUGGAUCUGUUGCAGACAACGAGAAGGCUUCAGUACCAGCUGUAAGCUCAUCGUCAGUUACUAGCAAUGUAGCAACAUCCAGCCAAUCCAAAUUUGGUUCUCCCGGUGCAUCUACUUUCGUUUCCGGUUAUCGACCGACCUUCCCAAGCCAAUCCUUCAAUCAAUACCCCUAUGGUGCAGCUCCCGGGUACAAUUCUGGAUUUAACACGUUCGGAUACAACAAAUACAACCCAACUGUGUAUCCAGGCUUCAGCUUUACUCCAUCCGGUGCCCAAGAAACAGUCAAGUCCACUGAUGCGCCUGCCACAGAAACCAAACCAGUAAGCAGUGGAUCUGCUGCGGACAACGAGAAGGCUUCAGUACCAGCUGUAAGCUCAUCGUCAGUUACUAGCAAUGUAGCAACAUCCAGCCAAUCCAAAUUUGGUUCUCCCGGUGCAUCUACUUUCGUUUCCGGUUAUCGACCGACCUUCCCAAGCCAAUCCUUCAAUCAAUACCCCUAUGGUGCAGCUCCCGGGUACAAUUCUGGAUUUAACACCUUCGGAUACAACAAAUACAACCCAACUGUGUAUCCAGGCUUCAGCUUCACUCCAUCCGGUGCCCAAGAAACAGUCAAGUCCACUGAUGCGCCUGCCACAGAAACCAAACCAGUAAGCAGUGGAUCUGCUGCAGACAACGAGAAGGCUUCAGUACCAGCUGUAAGCUCAUCGUCAGUUACUAGCAAUGUAGCAACAUCCAGCCAAUCCAAAUUUGGUUCUCCCGGUGCAUCUACUUUCGUUUCCGGUUAUCGACCGACCUUCCCAAGCCAAUCCUUCAAUCAAUACCCCUAUGGUGCAGCUCCCGGGUACAAUUCUGGAUUUAACACCUUCGGAUACAACAAAUACAACCCAACUGUGUAUCCAGGCUUCAGCUUCACUCCAUCCGGUGCCCAAGAAACAGUCAAGUCCACUGAUGCGCCUGCCACAGAAACCAAACCAGUAAGCAGUGGAUCUGCUGCAGACAACGAGAAGGCUUCAGUACCAGCUGUAAGCUCAUCGUCAGUUACUAGCAAUGUAGCAACAUCCAGCCAAUCCAAAUUUGGUUCUCCCGGUGCAUCUACUUUCGUUUCCGGUUAUCGACCGACCUUCCCAAACCAAUCCUUCAAUCAAUACCCCUAUGGUGCAGCUCCCGGGUACAAUUCUGGAUUUAACACCUUCGGAUACAACAAAUACAACCCAACUGUGUAUCCAGGCUUCAGCUUCACUCCAUCCGGUGCCCAAGAAACAGUCAAGUCCACUGAUGCGCCUGCCACAGAAACCAAACCAGUAAGCAGUGGAUCUGCUGCAGACAACGAGAAGGCUUCAGUACCAGCUGUAAGCUCAUCGUCAGUUACUAGCAAUGUAGCAACAUCCAGCCAAUCCAAAUUUGGUUCUCCCGGUGCAUCUACUUUCGUUUCCGGUUAUCGACCGACCUUCCCAAACCAAUCCUUCAAUCAAUACCCCUAUGGUGCAGCUCCCGGGUACAAUUCUGGAUUUAACACCUUCGGAUACAACAAAUACAACCCAACUGUGUAUCCAGGCUUCAGCUUCACUCCAUCCGGUGCCCAAGAAACAGUCAAGUCCACUGAUGCGCCUGCCACAGAAACCAAACCAGUAAGCAGUGGAUCUGCUGCAGACAACGAGAAGGCUUCAGUACCAGCUGUAAGCUCAUCGUCAGUUUUUAGCAAUGUAGCAACAUCCAGCCAAUCCAAAUUUGGUUCUCCCGGUGCAUCUACUUUCGUUUCCGGUUAUCGACCGACCUUCCCAAGCCAAUCCUUCAAUCAAUACCCCUAUGGUGCAGCUCCCGGGUACAAUUCUGGAUUUAACACGUUCGGAUACAACAAAUACAACCCAACUGUUUAUCCAGGCUACAGCAUUACUCCGUUUGGUACCAAGGAAUCAGCCAAGUUCGCUGACAAGGUUUCAUCCGAAGUUAAACCGACAGGCAACGAAUCUCCUGCAGAAAGUGAAAAAGCUACCGAUGGGUCCAAUAACGCCAAGGACAUCUACCACACUGCAGCAUUUGGUGCAGUUUCACCCUACACUCCGGGCUACAAUGCCUACAACAAUGCCAUUGGAACCAAUUACCGGCCCAGCGUUCAUUCCGCCUACCCAGGCUUCGGCAGUUACGACGGAAGCUAUCGACACAAUAACUUCUAUGGCAGACCUGAAAAUUACCAGGGUUACCAAGGCUACUUCGGUGCUGAUAAUCCUGCUUAUCCCUUCGCAAGGAUUACUGAUUCCCACUUACCUGCUGGCGUUAAGCAACAGUAUUACAUAGAUCACGCCAAGGCCGUACCUUACCAACAGCCCUUCCAGUACCGUACUGGUGCUCCGACUGCAAUUGCAGCAUCUUUUACGGAGACUAAACCAACCUCAUCCACGUUCCAAUUCAACCGAGAAGAGUCCAAUACGUCAUCGGCUGUCCAACAAGUUUCUCAAAGUCAAGAACAGAAUUUGAAGAGCUCGCAGAGCCUGUAAGACAGAGCUGCAGAAUACAGUUGCCUCGACGAUUUCAUUGUCAGAGACAAGUUAAAAGGCUUCUCAAUGACCUCGCCAAUGGUGUGAAUUUAUUCUACUAUUUACAAUGAUUUUCGUGACAUAACUGACUCGUAGAACUUAACGUCCGAUUUCAUGAUAUUUAAGUGUUUAAGCGUGUGACGUUCAUGGAAACUCGAAAUGCAGAGAUUACUCGAGAGUCUUUUGUAAUUUGUGAAAAGAUUUUUUGAGAUGAUUGAAAAACUAUAUACGUAUUCUAUUUUUAAUAGAAUGAACUUCAAUGAAAGCAGUUGGAUAAGAUACACUACAUGAAGCAAAGUAUAAUUUUAAGGAGCUAUGUUUUAUUUGCCAAUAAAUAUCCUUCAUUAUGAA
Molecule: messenger RNA, 6093 nt
Organism: Neodiprion fabricii
Lineage: Eukaryota; Metazoa; Arthropoda; Insecta; Hymenoptera; Diprionidae
Product: mucin-19-like
Exons: 17
Coding region: 82-5703 (1873 amino acids)
Source: RefSeq, a predicted model, not a curated record